Colletotrichum karsti is the source of this 1506-nucleotide messenger RNA. RefSeq names its product putative transcriptional regulator. Bases 1 to 1506 code for a protein of 501 amino acids. Gene Ontology annotation, biological process: regulation of DNA-templated transcription. Gene Ontology annotation, cellular component: nucleus. NCBI's taxonomy places the organism in Eukaryota, Fungi, Ascomycota, Sordariomycetes, Glomerellales, Glomerellaceae. Gene Ontology annotation, molecular function: RNA polymerase II transcription regulatory region sequence-specific DNA binding; zinc ion binding; DNA-binding transcription factor activity, RNA polymerase II-specific. The record is from RefSeq and is a predicted model, not a curated record. The transcript is spliced from 6 exons.
AUGGACAAGAACGGCACCAAGGACGUAAAGCCCGAGGCGGCGCAAGAUGACCACAAGGAGAAGCGCGAGAAGCCUGAGAACGGCGCUCACGCUCAGCCUUCCAAGAGCCCCAAGAAGCGCCGUAAAGUGAACCAUGCUUGCGUAUACUGCCGGCGAUCCGAACGGCCGUGUACGAGAUGCAUCAAGCGCAAUAUUGGCCACCUCUGCCACGACGAGCCUCGCGACCCCGACUCCAAGAAGGCCAAGAGCACCCACGGCACCUCCGUCGUCGACGAUUCCGAGACGACUCAAUCCGAGCUCGCCGCCCGGGGCUCCAUCGACCAAUCCGCUGCCGGGUCCAUGGGCCCUCCGCCUCCUUUCGACAGGAAGUCGUCCGGCUUUGGCCCUGCCGUCCUGGGCCAGGGAAACCCGCUGCACCUUGUGUCACCGGGCGCGGUGUCUGGCAUGCCGGGAAACGGCAGCAACAUGAAUCAAUUCGCUGGAUUCUCCGACGCUUGGUUGACGGCCCAGAACCACUACCACGACAUGCAAAACUACCCUCCCAACUACAUGAUCGCCCCUGAAGUCACCCACGAGUUCAACCUGCUCAACGAUUUCCUGCAAACGAGCCUGCUCGAUGACGGCGGAAUCCUCUCCGACGAGUCCCAGAACAGCCCUGCCUUCAGUAGGUCAGCGGGCGCGAACGACAUGCUGCCCACGUUCGGCAACAACGGCAACGGCGCCAAUAACAGGGCCACGGCCGCCAACGCCCUCCAGCAGAUGCUGCCCCCGCCGAACCUCGAGCAGGGCAAGUCAAUAUCUCGCCCCGGGAGCGUCGUCCAGGGCGACAAGGACAAGGCGCGCGAGUACUAUCUCCAGGCGGCGGAUCCCUCAGGCAACGACACCCCCGAAGAGCGCAUGGAUCGUGUGCUGAAGGCCAAGUACGAGGCUGGUCUGCUCAAGCCCUUCAACUACGUCAAGGGCUACGCGCGCCUGGGCACGUAUCUGGACGGCCACAUCGCGCCGUCGUCGAAGCAGAAGAUCUUGCGGACGAUCGACCGCUUCCGCCCCAAGUUCCGCGAGAAGGCGCAAGCCCUGACGGAUAUGGAGCUGCUGUACGUUGAGAUGUGGUUCGAGAAGCAGCUCAUGGAGUACGACCGCGUGUUCGCGAGUAUGGCGGUCCCCGCGUGCUGUUGGAGGAGAACCGGCGAGAUUUUCAGGGGCAACAACGAGAUGGCGGAGUUGCUGCAUGUCCCCGUCGAGAAACUGCGAGAUGGCAAGGUUUCUCUCCACGAGAUCCUCACAGAAGAGUCGCUCGUGCGAUAUUGGGAAGAGUUCGGAACGAUUGCGUUCGAUCCUUCUCACGAUACGUUGCUCACGGCGUGUACGCUGAAGAACCCCGACGACAAGGCGACAGAUCCGGUCGUCAACUGCUGCUUUUCAUUCAUGAUUCAACGAGAUAACCACAAGAUCCCUACACUCAUCAUCGGCAAUUUCUUGCCCAACGAUGUCCCAUCCCGUCCGUAA